CCAACCUUCUUAUAAAACAAAACUUAAAAACGUUAAAUCUCAACUCUAAAAAUAAUUAGGAGAAGCAAUUAGAUUAAUGUAUUUAGAGCUUGUUCACAUGUUCUUUGGGGGAUAUUAGGCAUUUGUCAAAAGAUUAGGUGGAUUUGAUGUUAUAAUUUACCAAAUAUUGGACAGAUGUUAGGUAUAUUAGGUUUUCAAGGGACUCUUAUGGCGGUUUUUUUUGAACUUUUUUAAUCGACAAAAUUCUAAAGGUCUCUGACUUCGGUAUCUCCUCCAGCCUUACGUUUUCUUCUGUUAUUCUUUUCUCUCUCUCUCUCUCUCUCUCUCUCUCUCUCUCUCUCUCUCUCCCAUUCUUUGCUCGCUACCGUCUUUUAUUUCAGAAUAUCUUUUGGGGAGUAUUCAAAUUAAGCUAGAAAGGUGGACGGCAUUCUAUUAUAAAUUUUGCCAAUGAUUACAUGUGAUAUAGAUCAUGAUGUUGUUCGAUGGGGUCUCCAAGAUCUACAAGUUUGUGUAUUUAACCAUUAUAGUUCCAGUGGUAGUGUUACCCAGUAUGACAAAGACGAUAGUCAAACAGUGUAUAUUAGAGAGGGUUACUCUGAACCAGAACAUGUAAAUGUAGAGAAUGAUGCGGUUAUUGCACGUGCCCUUCAAGAGGAACUCUCACUAGUUGCCGCUGCAGAGGCAUCUGGAUUCAACAAUUCUACCCAAGAUUGGUUUGGCCUUCCAGGAAGACAACAUAGUUCUGAUCAUGAAGAUGAUAGGAAAAUCAUAGAAGAUCGUAACCAAACUGAAAGAGUCACAAAUGAAGUUAAACAUGAGAAGAGGGAUUUUGAUGAUAAUAUCAUUAGUAGAUAUGAACAAGGCAGUGACUCUGGCACGGGAGAAAAAGUUUCUCUUGGUGAAGACAUGUUGCGUAUGGAUAUAAUUGAUCAGUCAUCUCUUCUUGAUGGUGAAGUAGAGAAGAGGUUGAAUGAAAUGGUUGCUAUUCCUCAUGUACCUAAAACUAAUGGAGAAAUACCAUCAGUUGAUGAAGAGAUAUCAGACCAUCAAAGGCUGCUUGAUAGGUUGCAGUUGUAUGGCCUGGUUGAGAAUACUGUUCAAGGUGAUGGUAACUGUCAGUUUCGUUCUUUAUCAGAUCAACUUUACCGUUCUCAAGAUCACCACAGCAGUGUGAGGGAGCAAGUUGUUUCCCAGCUUAAAUCGAAUCCGGAGUUGUACAGGGGUUAUGUUCCUAUGGCUUAUGGUGACUAUUUGAAGAAAAUGAACAAGAAUGGUGAAUGGGGUGAUCAUGUUGCAUUGCAAGCAGCUGCAGAUUUGUAUGGGGUGAAGAUAUUUGUAUUAACUUCAUUUAAGGAUACAUGUUACAUCGAGAUCCUUCCACGCAAUCAAAAGUCUCAACGAAUUAUUUUCUUGAGUUUCUGGGCCGAGGUGCACUAUAAUUCGAUAUAUCCCUUAGAAGAAUUGCCGGUGUUAGAGAGCAAGAAAAAAAAGAAAUGGUGGAUGAUUUGAAGCUAGAGGAUGCCAUCCUCAUGGUGGCAUCUGGUCUCUUUACCAGAGUGGAUUUCCAUUUGGGUUCCUUUGACAUGCUUCUUUCUUUGAACAUGCAAUUUCAUUUUUGUAUAUAAAGAUGACCUUUGGACUCUUUUUUUUUUUUUUUCUUAAUGGGCUAUGAUUGUAAAUAA
Molecule: messenger RNA, 1682 nt
Organism: Durio zibethinus
Lineage: Eukaryota; Viridiplantae; Streptophyta; Magnoliopsida; Malvales; Malvaceae
Product: OVARIAN TUMOR DOMAIN-containing deubiquitinating enzyme 9-like
Biological process (GO): protein deubiquitination
Molecular function (GO): cysteine-type deubiquitinase activity
Source: RefSeq, a predicted model, not a curated record